AUGCGAGCUCGCUCUUCAUAUCGUUGUUUAACGACGAAGGUUAAAGUUGAAGACGCCAAUGUUAUUCAAGGUUUCAUUUUCCUAAUUUUUGAAUUUGUUAAAAAUUGUUUCAUUACAGGUGCUUCGCAGCAAGUCUUUGAUAGCGAGCUCUUUGACCAUUUGAGAAAUGUCGUAUAUGGCGAUGAACGGACUAUCGAUAAAAUCGUUGUGACUUUAGAAAAUGGAACUCAAGGCGAGGAGAAGAAUCUUGAGGUUUUAGCGAACCGGAACCUUUCUUCUCAUUAUGACUGUUUAUUGCGUGAGCUUUUUUUUCCAAGUAGUAGAAAAUUUUUUUUUCCAGAUUCUUCCAGUCUUCUUGCCGAUAACUGCGCUUUAGUGAAGGUUCACCCCGACAGUUUUUCGGCAAAAACCUAUCUCCGCAGUGUAAAUGCCCCCGUAACAGGCGUCUGUAACAUAACGCCGCUCACUUUCGAAUGCACCGAGUCCGAUUUGAUCGAGGACAUCAACCAGGUUGAAUUUCGUUGCUUUUCCAAUCAUUUUUUGUCCUUCAAGGCUUUUUGGCGUUCCUGUCGUGUGUUGGCCAGCGCUGUAGUUGCGAGAACUUUCAACGACGUUCGUUUGAGGCCCUUGACAUCCUCCACCUCACACUGUGAGAGUUUUCGAUUUGAGCUGUUUUGCAAAGCUUUCUUCCAGUCUCAGACGGAUUUUUCACUGUUAAUGCCGACGGUUUGAGCGACGUACUGCCUUCGAGGGUGUGUUCUUCUCCUCUUAAAAUACGUCUUUGGUUUAUAUUAUAGAACGAAUUGUCCGUUUUGAAUUCGAUGGCCAGAAGAUUUCUGCAGUUGAACGUUCCUUUCGAGUGCGUUAACCUAUCUCCAUCUCAGGCUCAAGAGUACAACAUCAACGGGUAAUUAUUUUUCAAGAAGAAAAGAAAGAUUGAAUUUCGAAACGCAGGGACUCAUUAGUCAGAGUGGACGGGUUUGUAACGGCAGUUGAAGGGCCCGUUAUUCGAUCUACCAAACUUAUCGGCGAUUUCAAAAUUUUCGAUGUUUGUUUUUCAAUGAUUUAUUGGUUUUUUCACCGUAGUAAUUUCCAAAUGACUUUUCAAUGAUCAAUUUGAAGACGAAACUGCGAGAUGGAGUUACUUUCGCUGGAGUCGCACUUCCGCGGGGUCAGUCCACGUCUAACUACGCCUGGAAUCUCAUUGUACAAAACGGUAUGCGCAAAUUCUCGCAUCUGUAG
This is a messenger RNA of Caenorhabditis auriculariae, 1242 nucleotides long. The record is from the annotation of a GenBank genome assembly. Lineage: Eukaryota; Metazoa; Nematoda; Chromadorea; Rhabditida; Rhabditidae.